AUGUCUCAUCAUUGGUUAUUGUUAUCCAUAUUUCUAACAAUUUUCUUAUGGCAAAUAUCAAAUCUUCAUUCAAUUUCAAUUAAUUCUGGCAAAAGUAGUCAUAUGAUCGAUGAAAACAAUAGUACUCAACGCGUGAAAGAUGAUUUAAUUCGGUUAAUUGAAAAUAUUCUUGGCGAAUCAAAUCCACACAAACAAACACUUUUAUUGAAUGAAUUACGUGAAUAUCUCAAUCGUAUGUGUACUGUUCGUUAUUUUGGAUCAUCACAUGCUCAAGCAUGUCAACGUAUCGUUGAUGUUACUCAUGAACUUGAUACUAACGAUCAGACACGCACUGAAGACCAUGGCAUAGAAAACUGUUUCUUUUGUAAUGGUUUUAUUGACUGUAGAAAUAAUGCCGACCGAUAA
Rotaria socialis is the source of this 405-nucleotide messenger RNA. The record is from the annotation of a GenBank genome assembly. NCBI's taxonomy places the organism in Eukaryota, Metazoa, Rotifera, Eurotatoria, Philodinida, Philodinidae.